Molecule: messenger RNA, 5141 nt
Organism: Mauremys reevesii (Reeves's turtle)
Lineage: Eukaryota; Metazoa; Chordata; Testudines; Geoemydidae
Gene: N4BP2L1
Product: NEDD4 binding protein 2 like 1
Exons: 5
Coding region: 127-813 (228 amino acids)
Source: RefSeq, a predicted model, not a curated record
GCCCCGCCCCUCGUCCUGCCCCCGCCGUCAGCUCGGCCCCGCGCGCCCCGGAGCACGUGGCUAUGCCCGGCUGGGCUGUUAGCGCGCAGGCUCAGUGCCCGCCGAGCCGCUGGCCGCCCCGCGCCCAUGGAGGGGAGCCUGGUCCGCGCCUUCGGGGCCCUGAGCCUGCAGCCCCCGGCCCGGGCGCCGCCCCGCAGGCGCCGCUUCAGCAAACGCCUCUACCUGCUGCGCGGCCUGCCCGGCUCCGGGAAAACCACGCGGGCCAGACAACUGAAACGUGAAUUUCCUGGUGCUGUGAUUCUUAGCACUGAUGACUUUUUCUUCACAGAAGAUGGCACCUAUGUGUUCAGACAUGAUUGUCUAGAAGAAGCACACUUAUGGAACCAAAAGAGAGCACAUACAGCAAUGAAGAAUGGGAAAUCCCCGGUUAUUAUUGAUAAUACCAACAUCCACGCUUGGGAAAUGAAGCCAUAUGUGAUUAUGGCACGUGAGAAUAAUUAUGAAGUUAUAUUCCAAGAACCUGACACACACUGGAAAUUCAAUGUUCGAGAGUUAGCAAGAAGAAACAGUCAUGGUGUCCCGAGAGAAAAGAUACAGCGCAUGAAAGACCAGUAUGAGCAUGACAUUACCUUUCAUAUCGUGCUUCACUCUGAAACACCAAGCAGAGAUGGCAGACAUUCCAGUGGACCCAAUGCCGCUCACAACACUGUGGCUUAUUCCAGUAUGUGUCCUACAUUCCCAAACAGAAGAAUGCACAGCCGCUACACAAAUGAAAGAUCAUUUAAUAGAGGUGGAUUCCAGAAUGUAUUUUAGUAUUGCAUAAGGGUUUAAAAGACUAAAAAAAUUUAACUUUUUACUCUCAAUUUUUGUAUUUUUCUACUAAAUCUAAAUCAGGAGUUAUUUCUGUUAAUUUACAAGGCUUAAAAUAUUACUGUAAUGUUGUUUUGUCAAUUACACAAUCUGAGAUCACUGAAACCAAUAUAAACUGUACACACCAUCUCUGUCCCAGUACACCCAGUGUUGGCCAAUUUUCCUUGUUCAGUCAUGUCUUAACCUUCAAUUAUAAAUUUAUAAAUGUGGUUUGUCUCUUGCCUGUACACGAUCAUGAACAUUUCUGGUGCAGUGUAAUUAUUUCUUCCUGUCUUCCAGGCCCAUUCUCUCUCCUUCUCCCCUCAUAUACAGUCUCUCGCUAAUGCCAAUCACUUCUUUCUCCCUAAUAGUUCCAAAAUCCACCCUUUCUUCUUGGUCUCUGUUGCUAAGACACUUGUCCAUGUUGUAGUCUUUUUUAGCUUCUCUACUUUCUCCUGCCUGGCCUGAGUGCUUCUCACCUCUUCCCACCUCAGCUUGACCAAUGUAAACUUUCAAUUCUUCCAUUGGUUUCCUGUCUUCUUACAGGAAAUUCACCUUACAAGACUCUACAUAACGGUCUUUCUAUCUGCAUCACUGCUUUUAUUACUCAUGCUCUUCUCAGUCCUUUCACUUUGCUCCCCACUUUCCCCAAACUGUUUCACGCAGUCUCUCUUGCUGCCCUUCUACACCUACUCUCUCUAUCCUUAUCUGCCAAACACCACCUCUCUCCUCAUUCAAACGCCUUUUUCAGCAAUCCCUCUUCCCUUCAUUAAUAAUCACCCCCUUCCUGCCCUUUUCCUGAACUGUUGUUCUGUAUUUGUCUUAUACUGUAAGCUCUUUAGGACAGGGAACAUAUUUUGAAGUGCAAUGUAAAUUAAUGGCAUCAUAUAAAAAUUUAAAAUAAAAUAAUAACAACAGAAAGAAAUAACAAAGACCUAAAUGCUAUACUUCCAUAUCGGGGACAUCAAAAAACCACCAGAGAUCUAGAACAAUUUACUAAAGACAACUGAGUCAAUUGUCUUGCAACCUUACCUUGAGAAACGACCAAAAAUGUUUGUAGUUAUUCCUUUGCACAUCGUGUUGGUUUUUAAAAGACAUUUUAUCACAGCACUAAGACAAUUCAAAGUAUGUUGACAUUAAAUUAUGACACCUAGAUAGUGUGAAGAUGCACAGCUUGAUUUUCAGAGCAGCUAAUAUUAUUGUCUUGUCCUCUUCUAACUCCAUUUUUGUCUGUUUCAUCCCUGUUGCAUCUAGUCCAGCGGUUCUCAAACUUUAGCAACCUGAAGAUCCUCAUUUUGAUUUAAAAAUUUUCAUCCUCAUUUUGAUUUAAAAAUUUUCACGGACCCCCAAAACAGCUUCUAAUUUUCCCCAGGGGUGCUCAACCACGGCUCAGCCCCAGGCCCCGCGCCUACUCCACCCUUUCCCCCAAUGCCCCACCCCUGCCCCAUUUGCAGACCCCCGUUUGAGAACCACUGACCUAGUCAAUAUCCUAAACUGUGAGUUCUCUCAAGCAAGGGCAAUUUAUUGUUUGUUUGUACAGCUCUUAGCACAAUGGGCCCUGAUCCUUGAUUCGGGCCCUUAGGCGCUACUGUAAUAAUAAAACUAAUAAUUAAAUGGGGAAUGUGGAGACUUGCCUCUGAAAGUUAGGCUGCAGGGCCAUAUUUUUAAAUUUGGGUGUCUAAAGUUGACACCUAAAUAUGGAUUUAGAAACAACAUUUUAGGCAUACAAGUUCGAACCUGAGCAGUUUGCCUUGGGCCUCAUGGUUAGCCUUGUCAUAUUAGACCAUAUGAAAUCUUUUCGUUCCUUAUCACUCCAGGAUGGACAGUUCACGUACACUGCACUAGUUAUGGAGUUAUCCGGCAUUUGACAUUGUGUAUCACACAGUAUCCAUGAGGAACACAACAUCCUUUGUACAAUAUUACUUAUAAGAAUUUGUGUACAGAUAAUUGGGCUUUUUCUUGGUGCUUGGGUACUACACUACACUCUGGUUCCUGCUUUGUGGCACAUCUCUUUAGACUUGUUAUUGUGUAAAACUUGAUUUCUCUAGUAAUCUAACUGGAAAUGCACAUUCUCUGUUCAUUUGUUGUAGUAUCUAUAGACAUGAAAUCUCUGCCUUGGCCUUUGAAAAAGGGUCACAAAAACAUUAAAGUAGCCUAAGAAUAGUGGGCUUAUUUACAACAGAAAAAAAGUAUAAACAGGAAAAACAAAAAAUUGUUAAUGUCAUGGUUGGCUUGGCUUGCAAGUUAUAUUGCUUUUCACUGUGCAAACUACUGGCCAAGCAGAGGGAUGGCUUCCCUGUUAGGUAAUCAGGAGACAACUCUGGCUUUAUAAUCAAAAUAGAUUGUGAACAGAAGAGGAUGAAAAUAUACACAAUAUUUUCAUAUUUAUAAUAAUGCAAACAAACAAAACCCCACACAUUAAAAUGCAUUGUUUUUCAAGUCAUUUAGGAGGCCUCAUGUGCUGAGACUCAGGGAGGUUUGGGUGAAGAGGGAGAAUUUUGUCCUGAUAUUUCAAAAACAGAAAGUUAGUCAAAAGGUAGUCAAGCAGAAGAAAUCUAAAAAACUUUAUAAGUAUUUGAAUGUAUGGAAGUUUUCUCUGUCUAAACUAUGUCAAAUAAAAAGAUAAAAUUGGACCUUUUAUUUUCCUUUUUUAAGUGUGAAAAAAUAAUCUACCUUAAAAACAUGCAUGACCACCACCAAAAAAAUAAAGAAUAUAUGAGAGUGGUUUGUGUAUUAUAAAGUUUGGGUAUUAAGGCAUGUGAGCUGAGGAAGCCUUUGCCGAACCACAUCUCUGUGUCUGUUUACCCAUUUAUAAAAAUGGAGAUAAUGUUUACCGACCUAACUCACACGGGAGUUGUGAGCAUUCACUAGAUAAUGUCUCUAUAGUGCUUUGAGCACACAGAAUGUCAAAGAACUCUAAGUAUGUCAUUAUGGUGUGGAUGAGCACGUUGGUUUAGCUGGUGAUGUGCCUGAUUUCUAGUGAUUGCUUUAUUAGGAAAGUGGAAUUUAUUAUCUGAUAAUUUUCUUUCUGCUAACAGCUUCUCUCCUCAUUCAUCUCUAAUGAGUCAAUGUGCCACACCUGUGGAAUUCAGAGAUGACCCAGUGUUGUUGCUGGAAGCCCCAGGACUAAGCCCCGCCCUUCAGCUCAGGUCACCAGGAGAGUUCUUCCAAAGCUGUAGAAAUACUCCAGGAACCGAUUAUUACCAUUAAGACAACAGGCUUGAUACAUCAAUGAACCCUAAGGCAAAGAGAUUCUUUUCCAGUUGUUUAUCAGGAUGGAUUGAGGAGCUGCUAGCAGAAAGAAAACCAUCAAGUAAUAACUUUCUGGUUAUGCAGCACAGUUUCUCUUCUCAUUCAUCAAUAACAGCUGGUAGCAAGCAGCAAAUCAUAGAGGGGGGAGGAUUGGGAAGAAGGAGCAGAGUUUUAAGCAUUAUUAUAGUAGAACAAUAGGUAGAAAUGAAAAAGUGUUACUCCAUAUAAAGCCAGAGUUUUGUAAUUUAAACAAUUAUUUGAGGAUAAACCCAAUAGCACCUUCUUACCUUAGAACAGUACUACAGAGAAAUGGAAAGCUACUUUGAAAUCUUUAUUAUGUGAAGCUCAUACACUUUCCCCCCACAAUACCACUAGGGUCCUUGUAGAGAAACUCUUGAUUCCUUCUCCAUAAAUAGUUUCCUAGAUGUUUAGCAUGCCAGCUGGGGCAGGAUUUUGACAUCUUGCUGCAGCAAAUUGCGGCCUUAAGGCCCUGACAUUUUGGAUGGAAUGAUCUGAGCAGAGUACAAUUGGUGUGUGUUUUCCAUAUGUUUGAGAUAUACUUUAAUCAUUUUCCGAAGGGUGCUAAGGAUUAAAACAAACAAUGGGAGAACUAUUUCUCAGGAAUUGUGGAAAGAAGAAUUUACCUUGAACAAAAAGAUUUCUGGAACGAAGAGUAACUUUUUCCUCCUGACACCACCUAUGUCAGUGUGCCUGACGUAGAUCAAGGAACUAAUUCCAUAACCUGUCUGUAUUCCACUUAGGGUUAUGCGCAUGUGCCAUGUGCCUCUAGCCAAAGCUUUUUCGAAGUAGUAAUGUCUGUUGGUCUGUGCAUGCGCCCUUGCACUGCAUUGUGAUUUUGCCCAAGGUGAUAAAGGGCAGGGCAGACCGACUGUAUCUUUGAUUCCUUCCCCACCACAGAUGGAAAUAUGUAUCUAAUAUGCAAAUUAGAUACAAUUAACACUCGCCUAAACAGAGACUGGGAAUGGUUGGGUCAUUACACUAAUUGAAUCUAUUUCCCUAUGUUAAGUUCUCCUCACACC